CAAGCCGGACUUGACUGUGUCGGCGACAUGUUAACUUUUCAAAACACCAACAUUCUUCCCAGCCCUUAACUUUUUUUAAAAGCGCAUUUUAGCGCGUCGUUGUACUGCGCGGUAGCUUAGCGCUUCGUGCUUUGAAAAACGGCUCGUUGGCAGUCGCGUAUGCACCGUACAGUUACAACUGUACUCCCGUUUGUUUGUUUGUUUGUUGUUUGUUUCGUCGUUUCGGGUGAAAGUGUACAAUGGGAAGGGAUUCUCCUCUGUCGAGCGUCAACGUCGUGCUCGUCAUGGCCUUUGGGAGUCUGGAAACGAUGCACCCUCACGGCUUGUCCGGGAUGAGCGGAACAGCCUACAGCCACACAACCAACCGCUUUCCCAAAAAUCAUAAAAGUUAUGAACAGAAUCGGUGACAAAGGGCAGCCUUGGCGGAGUCCGACUUACUGCCGGGGCCGUUCCUCCCAAUCACGCCCUUCCAGGUCUCGCUGUCAUUGCCCACGUCUUUGUCUUGCUGUUCAUCUUCGUGAAAAGACAAAUAAUGCGACUAGCCAUGAAAUCUCGACGGGGACCCCACGUUCCCAUUGGUCACAAUGCUCCUAAGGAGCUUAGGCAAGAAAUCGAAGCCAAACUGUGCCUAGUCCAGAAAAUCCACUUUGAGCCACGUCUGAUGUCUUCAGAGGAUGAGCGGCUAAAAUCUGGUGGCUGUGACUACCAGUACAGGAUGAGAGCACUGGACGCCAUCCGAGACACAGACUUUCCUUUUUGUGAACUGGGCGGAUCCUGCAGCGCCGUGACGGGAAAACGAUUCCGAAGUUGGCUUCUGCAGCUAAAAAAUUCCCACUGCCUCUUCCGGGACGGCCAGAAGGGUCUGAUUGACACGGUGCUGGACGGCUACAACAAAGCACGCCACGGGGACAAGGCUUUUGGUGAAGCAGAACUGUGUAAAUACCAGGAGGCUCUAACUGAACUGGCCUCUGUCGUCAAGAGCCAGAGCAGAAGCAGUAGUAAUAGCAGCACGGCGAGCCAGCACCACCAGACCGCCGCUAAAGACUUGACCGCCACCGUCGAGCCCGUUGGCGCCUCCCCAUCGUCGCGGGCCCACCUCACGUCGGCGGCGCAGCAGCGCAUCAAGCGGACCAGGAAUCUGCUGGAGCUCAAGAACUUUAAAGACAAGUACAACACACUGGACAGUACAUUGUGAGAUGAGAUGAGGGAGGGGAAGGUUUUAUUGGUUAGAUCAUUCAGUGUAUCCAUCUAUCCAUUUUGUAUCGUAAAGGUUCUCAAGCUUUUUGGGUCUAGCGACCCCUUACAGGGUGGAGUUUUUUCCGAGGACCCCCUCAUAAUCCUAAGGCCAAUUAAACGAAACCAGAUGUUUACAUACACCAUGUAAAAAAAAAAGACGCGUAUAGUUUUUUUCCCCCCUC
Molecule: messenger RNA, 1418 nt
Organism: Phycodurus eques (leafy seadragon)
Lineage: Eukaryota; Metazoa; Chordata; Actinopteri; Syngnathiformes; Syngnathidae
Product: protein C1orf43 homolog
Exons: 8
Coding region: 533-1195 (220 amino acids)
Biological process (GO): phagocytosis
Source: RefSeq, a predicted model, not a curated record